GUGGCCGUAAAAUGUGGUGAAUUCCGCCACAUAACGUUCUUCAAGCUCCCAAAAAAUGUAUAUUUAGAACAGUAGGAAAAUGUUGAUUUCAUGGGAGGUAAAAUUUUUCAUAUCGUGGCAAGAAAAACGAACGAUAAUCACAAAAUCUUUCGAUCGAUCGAGAUGAAAAACAGUAAAUGAAUAACAAUGUGUUCCAAUUGCGCUUUAAACUGGGUCAAGUUUAGGCAUAACCUUCGUAUUCGUUGAUACAUGCUAGCCGUAAGGAAGAUAAUUAUAGAUUGCCGAUCAGUUGUUACACAGAGAGUCAUCCGUUUGACACGUAUUUUCGGCUGCUCCAGACACGCGAUGUAUCGCUUGAUAUUUCACACGAUAAAGUUGAAAUCGUUCCUCAGAUAAGCAAAAAAACAUCUGAAUCUUUAUCAGAAUAGAUCUUGGAAUUCCAUCGAUGCGAACAUGUGCGCUCGAUUGCUAUCCUGUCCGCUGUGUUCUCAACCUGGUUUCGUGACGCUUGACGCCCUAAGAGCGGGCCUCGUGAGCGUUGCCACAAGACCUCUUGCCUGCCCGGUCUGUGACGAGACUCUUCUGGGCAUUGAUAAACUUACCAUUCAUCUUUUCGGUCACACCAUCAAUGCUACUAGUCGCGGCGAUGCCCAAAAAUCUCAAGUGAUCAACCACGACAGCAGAAAUCAUGAAGAAACUGCAGCUUCGGAACAGAACUGGAACGUCCCGAACAAUCCUCCCCUUUUGUGCGAGAGGACUCCAACCGAUGACAUGGCAGAUGAGAAACUUGCUUUUGUUCCCCUCUCCAAUUUGAAUUCUUCAAAUUCUGUUGCUGCGAUAGUUUUAAAUAAAAAUGCAAAUUCAACGCCGACUACAGUUGGAAGUUCACAAAGUUAUGCUACGGUAUCCGAGGACAUGGAAAACCACGUUAACCGCAUAAUAUUUGUGCCAAAUUUGAGGCAACAACAAUUCCAUUCUCCAACAAGACGAAAUUGUUCAGGGACCUUGACGAAUGGGGAAAUUUAUGAAUCACCGGGUCCACUGUUAUUUCAAAAUCCUAUGCAAAAUGAUGCCCCGGCGUUGACAUUGCCUUCUCAAACGUGCUCGAAAAAAAGUUCUCGUAAAAUCAAUACUGAUGAAAUUUAUCAAAGUGAUCAUUUUAUUAAAAAUUCAAACGUUGGCAUGAGCGAAGAAAAAAUUGAUGUUCAGGAGCACUAUUCCGAGACUUGGAUAGAAAAUUUGUUGCAAGAUAACAGCGAAAAAUCUCCAGAGGAUCGUGACAAAUCCCCUUCUGAAGAAAAGAAGAAAUAUUCAAUGAAAAAUUCUUUAGAUUUAUCCAAGGAUGAAAAAUUUUCCUACUCGCAAGUGAACAUCAAUCAGGGUCAAAGUUCCAAUAUGAAAGAAAGUCAAUUUCAUUCACAAAAUUCUGAUAAUCAAAGGAGCGAAGCAGUGUUUAAGGGAAACCAUCCGAUCAAUCUGACUUCCGCUAAUGUUUUACCUCAGCUGAAAGCGCUGAGGCUUCUCGCCAUGAAGGACAAAACAGAACGCUGCAAUAUUUGUGGCAUCCCCGUACCUGAUCGCAAUAUUCUCAGUCUGCACAAACAGGUUGUACAUAUGAUUGCUGAAAAGGAUAUCAACACAAUGCCUGAAGAGCUCUUGAAGAAUUAUCCCUGUCAUCUGUGCACUAAAAUAUUUAAAAAUCGGGGCAGUUUGAUGGUUCACAUGAGGAUCGCACAUAUCGGAUACAAUUUCAGUUUUGAUGGAGUAUCUUUGGCCAAAGAUAAAGAUAUCGACGGAUCCUGUUGCGAGAACGGCUACAACUGUCCAACAUGUGGGAAAAACUUCAGAAAAGAACAACACGUGACCCAACAUUUGAAGACUCACGAGGGUAAACAAUGGGAAUGUGACAUUUGUAGCAAAAUGUUUACGACAAAGUAUUUUUUGAAGAAGCACAAACGUCUUCACUCCGGCGAGAUGCCUUACAAAUGUACUUUGUGCGACAAGACUUUUACGUUCCAACAAUCAUAUCACAAACACAGAUUGUAUCACAAAGAUGACAAGCCACAUACUUGCGCGACUUGUGGCAGAUCUUUCAAGGAACUAUCGACUUUGCACAAUCACGAGCGAAUACACACCGGUGAAAAACCAUUUGUUUGUGAAACAUGCGGAAAAUGCUUUCGUCAGCGGGUUUCGUACUUGGUCCAUCGUCGAAUACACACGGGAGUAAUGCCAUACAAAUGUGAUGCAUGUGGAAAAAGUUUUCGGUACAAGGUCAGUCAAAGAACGCACAAAUGUCCGAUACAACCGGAAGAUUCGGGUGCUUCAGUCGCGGAAGCUGGGACAACAAACGCGUCUCUGGCAUCAAGUUCGUGCGGAGAUUCUUCGGCAGUGACGAAGAGCAGUAUUUUUGUACAAAACGACGGAAUGACAGAAAUUUCAACGAGCGACAACAAGUUUAUUCUCAUUGUAAAUACUCAAGGUCAACCGAUGCUUGCCAGAGAAUCGGACGUAAGAACGAAUUUUCUCAACGAAAGCCAAAGUGAGAGCCAGGAAAAUAAUAAAGUGAAUGAGGACGGCGACAACGAGUUGUGGAAAAAUUUAUCUUGCAAAAACGCUUCAAAAGACUCAACGAAUUCGCAUCCCAUGGAAAAAUGCACGGGCCCCGAGGAAAAAUUAUCAACUAACGAUGCCAACGAUUUUUUUUCGAUAGUCAUGUCGCCGUUGGAAAAUGAUUUAUCAUCGCCUUCAUCCGAAAUGGAACAUUUGCGUCUUUCUUCUCCCAGAAACGACGAAACGAGACAAAAUGAUUCCGUUGAAAUUUGCGAAAAUGACCCUUCAAACAUUCUUCAGAAUGAUCUGAGCAACGCUAUUGAAGGCAUUUUUCGUAACAAUUGUUCCAACAAUAGUCCACUCGAAACCAUUAACGAGGAAUCUCUCAAACAAUUGCUUUAUGGCAUAGACAGAAAAUCUUGAAUCUUCGCAUUAAUAUCUUCUUUAGAGCGAGAUUGACCUCCGACUUGGACCACAGAGUCGAAAAGGUCACAAUAUUUGAGCAAAAAGUUACUUUUUUCGCAUUUUUUCAAUACCGUUUUCUAUUCGUAAAGUUUUCAUCAUUAAUGCGACUUCUUCUUAAGUUAUUUUUUCCAGUAUCGAAAAAACUAAGAAAAUAAUGCGUCAUCAAACUUUAGCAUCGCAUACGAGAAUCAAUUAAUGCUGAAAAGUAAAUUGGGAUUGUUUUCGACCCUGUCGCAGGGUUCACAUCGAAAAAAUCAUUUUUGGUGGUUCAAGAUUCAAAACGCAUGACAGCGUGGGGCAUUUCGCAUCACAAAAUUUACUCUGAGAAUCGAGAAAAUUCUGCACGUUGAUUUACAAGAAUAAAUUUCGUCCAAUCAGAAUCGCCGAAAGAAAAGUGCAAAUUCAUGAAAUUUGUGUUCGAACAUUUUAGAUCGAUGUGAAAAAUAAGAAAAUAAUUUUACAAAUAAUUUUUCCCGACAAACAUCUUUGGAUUCGUCUUAGAAAUGAACGAAGUACUUUUUUAUAGUUACUUACAAACACAAAAACUGAAAAUUCGCACCACAAAAAUGUUUGUAUAAAAUGCAAUAAGAAAUUAUUUUACCAAGUCUUGUUUGUGAUACUACAAUAAUUGUCGUUUGCGUCGGUAAAAUAGCAUUCUAAUAAGCAGAUUUAUAAGUAGAAAUAAAAUUAAAAUAGAAAGUUGUUCCAUUACAUCUUUUUUUUUAAAAAUGUCACAAAUACUUAUAGAAAACGGUAUUGUAGUUCGCAUUCGUUGAAGUUAUUUAAUUGUCCGGUAUAUGUUUUACUCCUUUUGCUAACUUUUUUUUAAACAAAAGCCUUAAAAAUUGUACUGAUAUGGAAAAUCCAUUGCAUUAUAACAUUCUAUGAAACAAAUCUGGAUUUCGUUCUACAAAUUUCUCAAUCAAUACCAAUUUUUCCUCUGAUUUUUCAUGGGAUAAACACGAAAAAUAUUCACGAAACAUUGUUCUGAUUUCACUUUUAAAUAACUCGAGAAAUCUGCGAUCUUUUAAAAAAUCACUGAAAACUCCAAAAUUUCGAAAAAUCUUGGAAAAAUUUUGUUCAUUUAAAACACAAGUGAGUAACAUUUUUGAGUAAUAAAAUAAUUUUGAUAUUAUGAUGAAAAAUAGUUGGACAUGAAUAAUUCAUAAAUAACAGGACAAAAGAGUAUAUAGUUUAUAUAAAAAUGAAAAAACUUCAGAAACGUCAUGAGUACCAAAAGCUUUAUAGAUCGAAGGAACAAGUAACUGUUUUUUUAUUCCACUUUGAAAAUAAUUGUAUUUCUACUCAAUAAAACAUUGUAAAAAACA
Messenger RNA from Venturia canescens, 4343 nucleotides. RefSeq lists its product as uncharacterized. Gene Ontology annotation, biological process: regulation of DNA-templated transcription. The coding region runs from base 454 to 2973 and encodes 839 amino acids. The transcript has 5 exons. Lineage: Eukaryota; Metazoa; Arthropoda; Insecta; Hymenoptera; Ichneumonidae. Gene Ontology annotation, molecular function: RNA polymerase II cis-regulatory region sequence-specific DNA binding; DNA-binding transcription factor activity, RNA polymerase II-specific. The record is from RefSeq and is a predicted model, not a curated record.